Molecule: messenger RNA, 1697 nt
Organism: Hevea brasiliensis (rubber tree)
Lineage: Eukaryota; Viridiplantae; Streptophyta; Magnoliopsida; Malpighiales; Euphorbiaceae
Product: protein RGF1 INDUCIBLE TRANSCRIPTION FACTOR 1-like
Exons: 4
Coding region: 446-1105 (219 amino acids)
Source: RefSeq, a predicted model, not a curated record
GAUAAGACCAAGGAGAAGAGAGAGAUUGCGCAAAUGCAAUGAAAAUGAAAACGAAAUUGAAUGGAAAGGGUGGCAGAGGUAGGUUCCUUGCAUUCAACGCAUCUUUCGUUGCUUAGGUUUGGCUUCGGAUUUGGGUUCGGAGUUUUGUGUAGACUUGUUCAGGAUAAGAACGACCUCCACUCUCUCUCCCUCUCUCUCUCUCUCCAAGUCUCUUGCAUUGCUGCUUCUCUUUAUAGAAGAACUCCAUUUUCUCUUGCAGCUACCUUGAAUUCUCCUAAGCCUUUUCUUUCUUUGAAGUUAUUAUAUAGCUUUACAUUCUCUCUCAUUAGGAGCAAAACACACGCCUUUACUCAAUAGAAGCAGAGUGCUCUGUUUUUCAUAAGCUUUAUUCAAGCUGGCAAUCGAAAAUCAGGAAACCACUAUCAAGCCUAGAAACAGGAGAAUCAUGGGUGCUGGAGGACCUGAGGACGACGACAACAGGUGGCCGCAAUGGCUAAGGCCUUUGUUAAAGGAGAGCUUCUUUGUUCAAUGCAAGUUGCAUGCUGAUUCCCACAAGAGUGAAUGCAAUAUGUAUUGCUUGGAUUGCAUGAAUGGCGCUCUCUGUUCCCUCUGCCUAGCCUACCAUAAGGACCACCGCGCAAUUCAGAUAAGGAGGUCCUCAUACCAUGAUGUGAUAAGGGUAUCUGAGAUACAGAAGGUGCUGGACAUAUCUGGUGUCCAGACUUAUGUAAUCAACAGUGCGAGGGUUGUUUUCUUGAAUGAAAGGCCUCAGCCUAGGCCUGGCAAAGGUGUCACCAACACCUGCGAGGUUUGCGAUCGCAGCCUUCUUGAUUCCUUCCGUUUCUGCUCCCUUGGCUGCAAGGUUGUUGGGACAUCAAAGAAUUUUCAGAAGAAGAAGAAACAACAGAAAGCAAUGAUGUCAGAUUCAGAGGACUCUUACAGCAGCAGCAGCCAUGGCCGAUACAAGAACAAUAGCAACAACGACAAAGCGCAAAGCUUCUCUCCCUCCACACCUCCUCCAACUUUGGUCAGUUACCAAACUGCCAAGCGAAGAAAGGGAAUCCCCCACCGCGCCCCAAUGGGAGGACUAAGCAUAGAAUACUAGCUAUAGCCUAUAGUGCUUUUGAUCAAUUAUGCAAUCACCUGAUAUACCAACCCAAUGCUGCAGCCCCCUUGGACCAGCAUGGGAGGUUUAGUGCUUUCUAGCAUGUACAUAGAAGCAGCAGCAGCAGAAAAUAGAAGUGUCAAAGUUGGAGAAAAGGACAAUAAGAUAAAAUAUGUGGACUGGCUGGCAAAUAAUAAGAAGUAGCCCUUGUAUCGUAAAAGGAAAUUAGUUUGGCUUUUAGAGUGAUUAUACAUAAGUUUUGUUAAAAAAUUGUAAAUAUUAGUAGUGUUUUUAGAGUGGUUAUAAAAUAAGAGAUUUUAUAUGUGUGUGUGUAAUGUUGUUUCCCUUUUUUUUUUUCAUUUUUAUGGCUGCCGUGUUUAGUGGGUUCUGACACGUGCGGAUUCAGUUCUAACAUUGGUCGGUCUGCCUUAAUACGUGUUGAAGCUUAAUUGGUUGCAGGAAUCCAACUUGUGUCGUGAUUCUCAGAAUCAUAAAAGUUGGUGAGCCGCCCCCCUGUGUAACGUGUGUGUGGUGGCCGGUGGUCAAAGUUGCUCAUGUGGGACACUAUAAAAAACAGUUCUUUCCACACUCA